AUGGAGUAUGUGGACUUAUUUUGGCAUGAACAUCGUUUAUGUUACAAAGUUGGUUUCAUUUCUAAUGGCUGCGAGGAGUGCCAUAAGUCUAUUGGAAACCCUUAUGCUUGGAAGCCUAUAUAUGAAUGCUCCGUAUGCAAAAUGAAAUGGCAUCGCUCUUGCGUUCCAAGCUCACCGGAGGAUAUCAACCACCCGUGCCACUCGAACCAUCCCCUCGAGCUUCGUCUCCAAGGAACACCUAGCUACGCUGACGGGAAAUGCAGCCUCUGUCAAGAAAAACUCUCCAGCUUCAUUUACCAUUGCAAGCUCUGCGAUUUUAGCGUAGAUGUGAACUGCGCAAAGAACCCACCGCCGGUCAUAGUGGAUCAUCCGAAGUGUCACGAGCAUGCACUCACCCUCAUGGGGAGGGACGUAUCCUUCACGUGCAACGCUUGUGGUACGCAUGGUGAACGAAACCCUUACGUGUGCCUUCCAUGCUCUCUCAUGUUUCAUUAUGAUUGUAUUGAUCUACCACACGUCAUAAACAUCAACCGUCAUGACCACCGCAUAUCUCAUUCAUACCCGCUCACUCCUCGUGAUCGGGUAUGUGAGGUUUGUCGUCAAGAUAUCACGUGGAGGUACGGAGCUUACUCAUGCAAUAAAUGUCCGGAUUUUUCUGUUCACUCCUUAUGUGCAACAAGAAGCGACGUGUGGGACGGGGUAGAGCUCGAAGGGGUACAUGAGGAAGACGUGGACACUACGCCAUUCAAAGUGAUCGAAGAAGGGGUGAUCAAUCAUAUCUUCCAUGAAGAACACAACUUGUUACUUAUUGAUGGCGCCGGCGGCCAAGGAAUGAUAAUACAUUGUGAAGAAAACGGCAUGGGCUUUCAACACGUAUGCUCUCUCUUCACUCCGGUAAGAAGAACCACGAUGAGUUAUAUGGUUGUCGAGCUUGUGGAAGAGUAG
Molecule: messenger RNA, 945 nt
Organism: Microthlaspi erraticum
Lineage: Eukaryota; Viridiplantae; Streptophyta; Magnoliopsida; Brassicales; Brassicaceae
Source: the annotation of a GenBank genome assembly